Siniperca chuatsi (mandarin fish) is the source of this 12024-nucleotide messenger RNA. RefSeq names its product argonaute RISC catalytic component 2 (gene ago2). The transcript has 20 exons. The record is from RefSeq and is a predicted model, not a curated record. Gene Ontology annotation, biological process: regulatory ncRNA-mediated gene silencing; regulation of DNA-templated transcription. NCBI's taxonomy places the organism in Eukaryota, Metazoa, Chordata, Actinopteri, Centrarchiformes, Sinipercidae. Gene Ontology annotation, cellular component: RISC complex. Gene Ontology annotation, molecular function: endoribonuclease activity, cleaving siRNA-paired mRNA; protein binding; RNA binding. Bases 258 to 2885 code for a protein of 875 amino acids.
CUGUAUGGGUCUUUCCUGUGCUAUCUUUUUUUCUCUGCUCCCGUUUUGUGUGUUGGGGGGAUGGGGUUGUGCCGAGGAUGAGACACUCCAAAUAUUUACCACUUGGCUAACUAAAUAUCUUUAUUUCCGAACUGGGUUUCCUCUGUCUCUCUUGUUGAUAUAAAUACUUUUCGACCACGUAUGAGUUUAGGUGGAAUUUGGCCAAAAUAAAGUGGAGUAUCUGUACGUCCACGACACACGCUUAAAAAGUCGACAAAAUGUAUUCCUCUGCUGGAGCUGCUGAGUUGCUUGAGGGACCCCGUUCUUCUGGGUCAACAGGCUCUGACCCCCCUGUUUUAGACCCCCCAUCUUCCCCAGUGCCAGAAUAUGUGUUCAAGCCACCAUCACGGCCAGACUUUGGCACCAUGGGCAGGACAAUCAAGCUCCAGGCCAACUUCUUCGAGAUGGAAAUCCCCAAACUGGAGGUCUACCAUUAUGACAUCGACAUCAAACCUGAGAAAUGCCCCAGGAGGGUCAAUCGUGAAAUUGUGGAGCACAUGGUCCAGCACUUUAAAACACAAAUCUUUGGUGAUCGAAAGCCAGUAUAUGACGGGAGGAAGAAUCUCUACACUGCCAUGCCCUUGCCCAUAGGCAGAGACAAAGUGGAGCUUGAGGUAACCAUUCCUGGUGAAGGCAAAGACCGCAGCUUCAAAGUAUCCAUCAAGUGGGUGUCCUGCGUCAGCCUGCAAGCUCUGCACGAGGCACUAUCAGGACGGCUACCCAGCGUUCCCUUUGAGACCGUCCAAGCCUUGGAUGUGGUCAUGAGACAUUUGCCCUCUAUGAGGUAUACCCCAGUGGGCCGCUCUUUCUUCACUCCCUCAGAGGGAUGUUCGAACCCCCUCGGUGGUGGCAGAGAGGUGUGGUUUGGCUUCCACCAGUCUGUCAGGCCUUCCCUCUGGAAAAUGAUGCUCAACAUUGAUGUCUCAGCCACUGCAUUCUACAAAGCCCAGCCUGUUAUUGAGUUCAUGUGUGAGGUCUUGGAUUUCAAAAGCAUUGAAGAACAACAGAAGCCCUUAACAGACUCUCAACGAGUGAAAUUUACAAAAGAAAUCAAAGGCCUGAAGGUGGAGAUCACUCACUGUGGACAGAUGAAGAGGAAGUACAGAGUGUGCAACGUGACCAGAAGACCAGCCAGCCACCAAACGUUCCCCCUGCAGCAGGAGAACGGCCAAACUAUUGAAUGCACAGUAGCACAGUACUUCAAAGACAAGUACAAGCUCAUCCUGAGAUACCCCCACCUCCCGUGUCUACAGGUGGGACAGGAGCAGAAGCACACCUACCUACCUCUAGAGGUGUGUAACAUAGUGGCAGGACAGCGCUGCAUCAAAAAGCUGACAGACAAUCAGACCUCCACUAUGAUCCGUGCCACAGCCCGAUCGGCACCAGACCGUCAGGACGAGAUUAGUAAAUUGAUGAGAAGUGCCAACUUCAACACCGACCCUUACGUUCGUGAAUUUGGAGUGAUGGUGAGGGAUGAGAUGACAGAAGUGAAUGGCCGUGUCCUACAAGCACCUUCCAUUCUGUAUGGAGGCAGGAACAAAGCAAUAGCCACACCAAUCCAGGGAGUAUGGGACAUGAGGAACAAGCAGUUCCACACUGGCAUUGAGAUCAAAGUGUGGGCCAUCGCCUGCUUUGCACCACAGAGACAGUGCACUGAACUCCUGCUCAAAGCAUUCACAGAUCAGCUUAGGAAGAUCUCUAGGGAUGCAGGGAUGCCCAUCCAGGGUCAGCCUUGCUUCUGUAAGUACGCCCAAGGAGCGGACAGCGUGGAGCCCAUGUUCAGGCACCUCAAGUACACUUACCAGGGCCUCCAGCUGGUGGUCGUCAUCCUACCGGGGAAGACACCCGUCUACGCUGAGGUGAAACGUGUUGGGGACACAGUACUUGGCAUGGCCACGCAGUGUGUGCAGGUGAAGAAUGUUCAAAAGACAACACCUCAGACCCUCUCCAACCUCUGUCUGAAGAUCAACGUCAAGCUGGGCGGUGUCAAUAACAUCCUCCUCCCACAGGGCAGGCCGUUGGUGUUCCAGCAGCCAGUGAUCUUCCUUGGUGCAGAUGUGACUCAUCCACCUGCAGGAGAUGGAAAAAAGCCUUCCAUCGCUGCUGUUGUUGGUAGUAUGGAUGCCCAUCCCAGCAGAUACUGUGCUACAGUCCGGGUGCAGCAGCACCGUCAGGACAUCAUCCAGGACCUGGCCACCAUGGUGAGGGAGCUGCUCAUCCAGUUCUACAAGUCCACCCGCUUCAAGCCUACCAGAAUCAUUUACUACCGCGAUGGCAUUUCUGAGGGCCAAUUCAACCAGGUCCUUCAGCAUGAGCUGCUGGCGAUCCGUGAGGCCUGCAUAAAACUAGAGAAGGACUACCAGCCUGGUAUCACCUUUGUGGUCGUGCAGAAGAGACACCAUACAAGACUGUUCUGUAUGGACAGAAACGAGAGGGUUGGGAAGAGUGGCAACAUUCCAGCAGGCACCACAGUGGACACCAAAAUCACUCACCCAUCAGAAUUUGACUUCUACCUUUGCAGUCAUGCUGGCAUUCAGGGUACGAGCAGGCCGUCUCAUUACCACGUGCUCUGGGACGACAACCACUUCUCUUCAGAUGAACUGCAAGUCCUCACCUACCAGCUAUGCCACACCUAUGUGCGCUGCACCCGGUCAGUUUCCAUCCCAGCACCAGCUUACUACGCCCAUUUGGUGGCUUUCCGGGCUCGCUAUCACUUGGUGGACAAAGAGCAUGACAGUGCCGAGGGCAGUCAUACAUCAGGCCAGAGUAACGGGCGUGACCAACAGGCCUUGGCCAAGGCCGUUCAGAUCCACCAGGACACCCUGCGCACCAUGUACUUUGCCUGAGAGCACACAACCCCAGGUUGGGGUGGGUGAGACCCCCACUGAUGAAACACACUACCCCUCGCUGUCUCACUUUCAGCUGUAGAUAGCAUCACAGUGGUUUCAUUCACAUCAUGAUCUCCCUACCUAACAGAUCUGUCAGUUACCCAUAUGUCUACAAUUGUACUUCAGUCCCUGACCUACCCAAACCAAGCCAGCUAUUAGACUGUAAGAUGCAAAAGAAUCUCUCUUUCUUGGAGUUUGAGCUAGAAGAGGUUUUAUUUACAUGUUGUGCAUUAGUGUGUGUUUGUAUUUGUUGCAGGGGAAUAUGUUGCAAAGUAUGAAAGGAAAAAGAAAAGUUUGUACACUGAUAAAAGAAAUCUUCAAUUUCUAAACUAGUGGGCAGUAUCAUUAUACAUUGGGGUGAAUUAUAAUUUAGAAGAAGCUGUUCACCCUCCUUCUCUCUGUUUCUAUUGAUUGUUAGGGUCUUGGUGCUUGAAGGGAGAAGGAUCAAAUUCAUCAAAAGAUGAGGAGGCCUGUUCACUGUUUAUAUGCCUAAAGAUUAGCUCCUCUGACAAACAUUAUUUAUCAGCCAAUCAAAGCAAAGUGCACUGACCAGAAUGGGUACUUCAAUCAGGACAAAAGUACUUAAUAUAUUGAAGGUUGUGUGAGAUGUUUUUCACAUAGGGCACUAUGUGAUGAAAAGUGCCAUUUGAGACCACCUUUCUGUUGUCGUUUCUGUGUUAAACUUUGAAUUAUUAGGCCCACAUCUGCUGGGUUUUCAGUAUUUGUCCUUGAUUGACACUGAUGACUAUUUUAUGCCAAAUCUGGUGACAACUUACUUAAGGAUUCUUUGCAUCAGAUUUGUUAUCAACCCUUGAACCAACACUUAGUUUAUUCUAGAGGGCUUUUAGUGUUCAGAUAGAGAUUGAAAUAAUAGCAAUUUUAUCCUUCUCUGCCUCUCUUGUUAGUUUGAACUGAAAGAGUUGCACCAGUAACUUAAUUCCCAUGCCGAGAAAUAGUGUAUUGGGACUGGUUCCCAACAAGGACACCUUUCUAAUGUACUCUGAGCCGUGUUGAUAAAAGACACAUGAUGUAGAAAUCAACAUAAAGGGGAACUUGAUGAAAUCUUUUUUUUUUUUUCCCCUUCGGUUUUUAUAGUCUAAUUUAAUUUCAAUCAUUUUUGUAAUGAAUAUGCAUGUAGCUGACUCAUGUUUUAGACCUUUAGGCAUUUGUGAUAAUUGUUUAUUUCUUCCUUUAUACACAUUAACCCUACUUUUAUGUUUUUUAAUGUAUAUAGCAGCAGGAUAGAGUUUUCUGCAGUGUCUUUGUCAGAGCAGGAUAUUUGUGUGGCAUCUCGAUAUCCAGGCAUUCGGUACAGUGGAGUGAAAGCUGCAACAUUUUAGAGUUUAACUGAUCAAAAUUCCCUAAAAAACACAACUAGUGUUUGCUCCAGGAAUUUGGAGCAGUCGUCGCACAAAAGCUUUUAUGCAAAUGACUUUUUGUGAGUCUUUAUACUAUAUAGUAAUAUUGGUAAUAAGGUAUAUUUUGAAUAAGCUUUCAGUGGAGGCUGCUGAAAAUAUAUAGAGAUUUUUUUUUUUUUUUAAAUGACCGGCCCACAUGUAGUCUAAACUAACAUUUAGUCUAUUUGUAAACAGAUUUUAAAUGCAAAUAUUCUCUUGCCUUCUAAGACUGUUGCAGUCUUACUAAUAAUUCUAGACAUUUCCUAACAUCCCACCUAAGUUUUACUACUAGGUUAAGCUGGCGAAUGUUCUCAUAGUCUUGAUUGGAGGAGAGUAGUCUAUAUUUUCUAACUAUGCAUUAUUUUUAACCAAGAGAUUUAGCAGUGGGGUAUCUCACAUGAAUUUGGGUCAUUUAUAGAGGUAGAUAAUCAGGGCUUUUUUGUUUGUUUUUGUUUGUUUUUGUUUUUUUUAGCAUGUUGCAUUUAGUAGUGUUUCUUAGUGCUUAUCAGCAUAUUCAUGCCUUUCUAAUGGGAUGAAGUAUUUAUGUGGUCAUUUGUAACAUUGUAGAUUUUAUAGCCUGAAAAUUGGGUGUAUCCUUUGUAACACACAAUCUUUCUUAGCCAAACAAGAUUAUAAACUUUUACAUGAUUAAUAUUCAAAAGACUAGGAAGCACAAACAGACAUCUUGAUUCUAGGUGCUAGAAGUUUUCACUGUAAACCACCUUAAAUCCUCACUGGACUGGUCAACAAGGCUUUUUACUUGUAUGUUAAAAAGAUGCUUCAUCAUCUUGAGGAUCUUUUCUCUCCCUUUGACGACCUCUCUGUUACCCUUUUUACUCAUUAUCUGUAAAGCAACUAGAAAUCCGACUGACUGUGUUUGUGGGGCAUUCUGAAAAUCAUGUACUUGAUAUUUACUGUUAUGAUGUCAAUAUUGUUCUUAUCGGUGCUGGUCUCACAACAUGUAAAUUUGGAUGCACUUUUGAUAGCAGAACGUUAUAGAUGUGUGUUCCUCAAUCGAAGCAGGAGGCUCGGCCAUAUUGCGUGACACUGGUGUAAUUGUAUGGAAAUGGCCGUGUGUUCUACCUCUUGUUACCUGUUAAGUGUUAUGGUAACAUCACACUGCUGGCCAUUUCUGUAUAAUUACCCCUGCUAUCUAUCUAAUUGGCAUUGUUUGAGUCUUGCAUUGACAGUAGAGGUUUUAAACGCUUGGUGUGCAUGAUGGUGGACGUGCUUUCUCAGUUUAUGUAGUUGUGUGAUUUUUUUUUCUUCAUAGUUUUACUCAAACUUAUAAGAGAGAAUGUGUUUGUUUUUUGUUUUCUUUUAGGGGUUUUGAGCGUUGAGCUGUAUGACCAAAUUCUUGAAGUGUGUUUGUAUUAACACACAGCUUUCCCUUCUUUCUUUCCUUUUAUUCUAUGCACCGGUGAACUGACAGGCUUUUUUUUUUUUUUUUAAACCUUGAUUUUCAACCUGAGCAGUAUAACAACAAAUGCAAAGCCCACAUCAGGUAUGAUAAGUGCAUAAUCUUGAUUUGGAGAAAUUGUAAAUGCACCCUAGUGGUGCUUUUAGAGACUGUAUUGUUUAUAACUUGCAAGUGACUUAACAAAGAGAAUAAAUCAAGCACAUAUUUAAGUCCAUGUGAAAAGAUGUAUGUAACGUAUGUAAUUCAGCAAGGCCUUUGAUCAGUUAAGUUUCACUACAGAACAUUAUGGAAUUUGUCAUUAUAUGAGAUCAUGCAUUGAAAUCUUUCAUUCAAGUUUAAGUGUUACUGGAUGAGAACAAAUGAAUAUUGCGUUGCGUUUUAUGGAGACUGAUGUCAGGUGAAGCCCAGUUGUUGGUGAAUGUCCUUGGAAAAUGCCUGUCGUAUUAUGUAGAAAGUGGGAAAGUGAAUGGGGGUCCUAGAUAAUAGUGUGCUGAAAUUCAGAAUAUCAAGGUGUCUUUUAGGAGGUGGCUUUGUACUUGUUGUUACUUCUUUUUGUUUUACAUUAACUUUACCAGCACCUUAAAAUAGCAGAUCAGAAUGGCAAUGCUUUUCCUGGAGAUAAAACUCAAACAUUUGACAAUGUUGUUUUUGCACUAAACAAGAAUGGACUUUUGUAGCUGUUGCAGCAUUAGGUGUAUUUAUCAGGCAGCAGACUGACAGCCUCUUUUUUUUUAUUUAGAAAGGAGCAGUUGGAAUUGGUGACUUUUUAAAAUACACAGCUAACAGGCCUGAGAAAACGUCAGUGUGCACUUGCUAUUCAAAUAGCCACGCCACCUAGCCAACCAGCAUUCAGCAUGUCGUCUUUCAGAAAUAUGCCUUUAAAUGUUAAUGAAAGAGUGAAACUUAGUAGUUGCGUGGGCGGGUUGCCUUUGUACAGUGAUGUGGGAGAAAGGUGCUUCAUGCAAAACAAACUGACAGGUUUUUAAAAAGAGACCCAUUUACCUAUGGACAGUACAAUUUCUGUAGAGACGUGGAUGCCAAAGUGCUGUGUGAGGAUGAUGUGUACAGGAAGGUUUGACAUGGUUACAGUCCCUUUUUAAGUUUGCGAUGUGCAUAUAAAAAUAAUGCUUAAAGUAAGGCCUCUUUAUGUGUCACACACCACCAAUACAUAUCAAGAUUCAGAAGAGGCUGUUCCUUUUUUUACAUAAAUCUGCUUAAUCAUAAUGAGCUAAAUGAAGACUGUGUAUGGAACAAACAAAUGAAUACACCAGCCUGGAUGAAUGUGGCGCUGCUUUACAAGUUUAAUGGUGCCCAAGGUGCUUAGUUAGGCAUUCAAAACACCUGCAGUGGUAACCCUAAUGACAUAACAGGAUGCUUUCUCAAUACGUCACCUCAGUUUGGCUGUUUAUCCGUAUCUUUUGGGGUGGCCUAAACCAGGACAAAGCAGGUUCUAGAAAUGUCUGGUUUGUAAACUAAAUGGCAUAUCAUAAGCUAAUUUAAUUGAUCAGUUCAUUUUAGUUUCUUGAUACCAGGUUUUUCUUUUGUAAGUAUGUUUAAAUUUAGGGUUGAAAGAGGCCGAGAUAAAAUUCCUCCAAUGUGUAACGAUUGGCCUGUUUACUUUUUUGCUUUAGAAUGGUCUUGGAAUAAAAUAGAGCCCGAUUUCAAUCUAUACAUCAAUUUAUUCCAAACCAUUACCCUCUGUGUAGUAACGUCUCUCCUCUCAUCCGUCUCUUGUAGAGAAACUAUUGCUGAUAUAAAGAAACCUCUUGUAGAGUAGAACCUAUUUUCCUAGCUCCAAAUAAUAACAAUGAAUGUACUUAGAGCCUGCGUGGUUUGUAAUAUUGUAUAGGCUAUCCAUCCAGUACAUUUAUACUCAUGUUUGCUUCUUUUGUACAGCCUUUUCUUUUUCUCUUUGGUGUUUUUCUCCUGUUUUAUAGGCUUUGAUAGUUGCAGAAAGUGUUAUGUUUUUAUCUUUAAUAUUUAAUUGAUUUAGAUAUUGCCCACAUCACCGCUGAUAUCAUUCAUCUUUUCACUGAUUAACAGGAGAUAUACAAGUCUACAGUUGAGAUGGCUACUGUAGUUUUAGGAGAUAAAUGUUUCACACUGGUGCAAAGAGUAGUCAUCUUUUCUGUUCUGGCGUCAUGCUUGUGUGAGGUGCUGUAACAUAAGAGCUGUGUGUGUGUGUGUGUGUGUGUGUGUAUAUAUAUAUAUAUAUAUAUAUGAUGGUUGCUUUGGUGUGUUAUCUUGUUUGCUGUUAGAUUUUUGGCUUCUGCUUAAGCCCUCGGUCUGAUGUUCCUGUCCUCUGUCUUUGCAGAGUUGUCCUGUAAAAUCCUAAAAUCCCCCCUGAGUUCAGCUCACUAACUCAUUAGCGCAGUGCCACUUGAAAGCAAAGAAGCUUUCUGUUUGAGUGUCGGUUGUGUUCCUUACUUUUGGUGAUUGUAUUACUACGCAACUGUUUUUUCAGAUUUUAAAAGUACCGUUUAUGAUUUACAUGGCACUCAGCUUCAGCAAGUAUAAUUUUCCUGUUCCUAUUCCUAGAUAAACCUUUCUGAAGCAUCACUUUGUCCUUGACAGUCAGUCUUUAUCAUGCCAAUGUCCACCCAAUUACCUGUAGCCACGUGACACUGGUGUGGUGUCCACAAGGUCUUUGCAGUUAAAGUUUGUCUAUAUUAUUGUUUUUAGCUAUAAUUCAAGAAUUCAGUACAAAUUCAAAUGGGGUACUAGCAGACCUGAGGAAAGAGCCAUUACGCCUCAUGUCCACCGCAUGCAGCUACGCGGCAUUUUGGUAUUCACGUCUGGUCGUUGUCUUGGUUUCAAAGUCUCCUCGAGGCGUUUGAGAAUCGUCUUCAAGCAGUCCUUCAGCAGCCAAAUUUCCAUUGUUGUUAAGGGUUGUUUGCUGACAUUUUUAGCCACGCUAGCAGUGCGGCUGUACAGAUAGUAGUGUUGGUCACUUUGGUCUUGACUUAAAUAUCUUAACAACUAUUUAAAGCAUGAAAUUUUGUUCAGACCUUCACAAUCCCAAUUAAUCCUAAUGACUUUGGUGAUCCCCUGACUUUUCAUCUUGUGCCACCAUCAGGUCAAAAUUUUAUUGGUUUAUAACCAAAUACCUGCAAAACUAAUGACAUUCCCAUCAGCCUCAGCUGUACUUUGUAUUGUAUUAAUUGAGCGUUAAUAAGCAAAUGUUAGCAUGCUAACACACUAAACUAAGAUUGUGACAUUGGUAAACAUUAUACCUGCUAAACAUUAGCAUGUUACCAUUGUCAUUGUGAGGAUACUAUGGCUGUAGACUCUUGUUUGUGUUUUACAAACAUAUUAAACACGUUUGCAGGUCAAUGUGGUAACAAAUACUCUGUGGCUGAACUCAUUUUAAUUACGGUACAUGGCAUGCUGUCUUAUCCUUGUGUUUGAUUUGACAAUUGUCAGUAAAUAUAGGCAUUUAUGUGCAUUCACAAGUGAAAUUCAAGCUUCAGAGACACAAGCUGCUCUGGCAAAAAUAGACCCAACGCAGGAUACCAGAGCAGAGAAAUCAGGCGUGAGUGUGAAUGGGAACCAAUAGCGCCGCGACUGAGCCAGAACACGACGCAGCUGCGUUCGGUGGACAUUGGGGUUAGGCUUGGGGCUGUAGUAGUUAAUCUGACCGUAACUGUGGAGAACUGUUAGCGAGCUUCACCAAACCAAUGCCAUCCAAUCCAGCUGAUCUACAUGCAUCCAAUCAUGCAAGACUCACAUGGAUAUUUUUGUAUUUUCAAAGCAUUUCUAGUCCUCAGAAUGACUUGGCUUUUUAUUUACCAACUUGGAAAAAACUACCUCAGAGCAGUGUCAGGUGCUAGCUAAUAUUAGCCCUAAUUUAUAACAAUGGUAACAAAAUCAGAAUUGUUGUGACCAAACCAAUAAAAGCCAAUAGCGUGUGAGAGCACUGUUCUUUUCUUUAACCUUAAUAAAUGGAAAACCAAGUAAUCAUGUAUGACUGGUUGGUUGCUGUAGUUGGUUACAUUGUAGGGGACCAAAUUUUUGUAAUUGGGAGUCUCAUUGUUUCAUGUGAGUCCUUCAUUUUUCAAAAGACAGUGACAAAAACAACCCAGCACAAUCUAGUACUCAUUCAUGUGGUGAAAUAAACUGUAAUCAUGACCGUAUCAUAUAUCAACAAACGUGCCAUCAUACAGUAAUUGCUAUUCACUAUGACAGUGUUUUCAUAUUCCAGUAAAAUGUUGGUGAUAUUGAGGAAUGUUUGUAGUGGCGGUGAAGGUUUGUUGGAAAGAUGUAGGCUAUGUACAGCAAUAACGAUGGUGUGUGGGCUGUGGAUCAUUGGUAAAUUGUUUGUCAUUAGGACAAUACUUGUCUCAAUAUUUGAAACCAGCCUUUUCUGUUUUUGUUUCACCAGAAUGUUGAAAUAUUAAGGUUUCAUACUGGAUAGAGCCACUCCACGUGAUCAAAUGCCUACAUUUCUCUGCCGUGUUAACCCAGUACUGCAAUAAAAUCAGGGUGCAUGUCCCUGUCUUCUUCUCAGUUCAUUUCUGCUCAAUGCCAUUUUUGUUAAGGGUAUAAGAUGUAAUUUUUGCAUGAGACAAUUUACAAAGGGAAUAUACACAUUUGAACAUACUUUACAAUGUAUCAAAUCAUUGUAAACUUCAACGAAAAGGUACAUAUGAGGUUAUGUGGCAAUUAACUACAGUUAAUUGUAAUUUAAUCUAAACUGAAAACAUCCAGUGUGUUUGUAGUCGUUUUAUGUGUGCCUUUUGUCAGAUCUCUUUCUUCUCCGUCUGCCCCAACAUUGGGUUUGUGAGUCCUUUCACCGUAAAGGUUUGACAAAAUCUGCUGCGCCACAUUAAAAAAAUUUCCAUUUUUAAUUAUCAUGCAACCUUGCGUGUAGAUGCUGCAUAGAACGAUCAGUAUUUGUGUUUUGCACUUUCAAAGCAGUCUCAAAAAAAAAUCGCCCACUUGAGGUUGGGCAGAAAGUAAAAUAACUGACGAGGUAUUUUAUGCUAUCAAUAGGAAUUAUAAGGAAUAAUAUGACUUUGAAGAGCUUUUCUAAAAAGGUUGAUAUAUCUAUAUAUAUUCAUGAAGUACCUCAUAAGCCUGAUAUAUGCUGCAUUGACUUUUUUUUCUUCUGUAGUGUACUUCAUAUUGUCCAAUAAUUUUUUUAAUUUUCCCCUUUUGGGAGGUUUGAAUGUCACUACAGGCUGUGCACAUGCCACAACCAGUAAAUCUGAUCGAGUUCUGUUGUAACAAAAGGACUUGUCUUUUUGUUUUUGCAUAUUCUCUGUGUCUGUGUAGCCAAAAACAUCGGGUUUAGUUGAUGAAGAGUUGACGUGCACCAAGCAUCCUGCGAGGCUCUGUGGUAUAACACGACUGUUGACUCAGGUAUUGUCGUGAAAGGGCUGUAUCUGCUUACUGUGUCCCUGUCCCAAACUUCCUCCUCCCCCCACACCUUUGUCUUAAAAUAGCCUUAGAUCUACACAUGAGGUUCCUAUUUGGCCUUAAAUGUUGAACAAAUUAUGCACUACAAUUUCACAGACUUGACAGAGAGCUCGAUUCCCGUUCAGACACUUUUAUUUUUUUUUGAUAAGUUUGUUUCGUGUCAUUGCCAUGUUAUCUACCUCCUAUGAAUGUAGGGGCUGUCCUGGAGUUGUAGUCCACUGCAAAACUUUUGAUUUUCUUGUUCAUUUAAGGAAAACAGACAAUCAUCUGUAGAUUCUUAAGAAAUAUAAAAUAUAUUCCCCUAUUCAUUCGUACAUAGAACUGAUUCCAGGACACUCCAUUUUUCUUGAUGUUUCUUUCCCUCAUAGGCCAUUUUCAUUUUAUACAUUGUGCUUUGUUCAUUGUAAGCCAUGAUGGAGAAGAAAAGUGACCAAAGUCUCUUGGCAAAGGCAGCCCUGCACAGCCGUGUGAAUUCAAACCUCCCUUCAUUUGUGUCAUUUUGAGCUCAGUUUUGAGUUGUUUUAUUUUUUUUUUCUCUCUCUCUCUCUCUCGUCUCCCUUAUUUAAACCACGACAUGCCAAAACUGAAUUUGCUGUCAUUCCUGUUCGGGUGAGGGUCUUUAUGUUGCUCAUUUAAUUUGUUCACAUCCACUGCUAAGCUCCUUGUUUUUGUUGUUGUUGUAAAGUUGUAAGCUUUGAUUUCUAUCUUACAUUUCCUUAUUUUUGUUAACAAUUAUGCUUACAGAACACAAGAUAUGCUGUAAACCCUGUUAGGACAUAAUGUGAAUACGUAUCACUUAAUAUAGUUCACUCUUUGGCUUGACUGUAAGUUGCGUUAAUUAAUAAAAAUGUAAAAAAAAAGA